Hylaeus volcanicus is the source of this 4207-nucleotide messenger RNA. RefSeq lists its product as uncharacterized. The record is from RefSeq and is a predicted model, not a curated record. The transcript has 3 exons. Lineage: Eukaryota; Metazoa; Arthropoda; Insecta; Hymenoptera; Colletidae. The coding region runs from base 1 to 4083 and encodes 1360 amino acids.
AUGACCGAUGAACUCCUGCAUGGGCGAUAUAAAGCUGACGAUGCACUCGUGGACGCACCUUGCGCGAGCAACAAUGGGGGCUUCGAUUUCGACGAGUGUGACGUGUUCGUGGACACAAUCAAGCCAUUUCUUGGACCCAGAUUGGAGAACAGAAUCCAAUCGGGGCUGGAUGCGUUCGUCUCCAACCCAAAUCGUUUUCCAUGUGUGAACAAAUGCCUGGACGAGGUCGCCGCGUGGUUUGACUACUUAGACUCGUUCUGCGCCAAGAAUACAGACGUACGAGAAGAAAUGAUCAAGAAGGCGAUCGAUUAUCUGGUCAAAAACGGCCUGGUGACACACUUAGCGGGUCCUGGCGUUCUUAAUAACGGGGUGAAUGGAACAGCGUGCCAGGAGCUCGAUUCUCUCGAGCAGGAUGUCUCGAAGAGCGCGAAGGUCUUGGAGUUCAUCAACGAGAAGGACUACUGGUCGUGUCAAAAUUGCACAAACACCACUGCGGUCUACACGAGCUUGAAACCAGCUCCAAGAGUCAAUACACGGAUUUGUAAACGUACGAUAGAAAACUACAGCAGCGACCUGGAAGUAGAAGUAGGUUCUAUCGCGAAGGGAUCUCGAGGACGUAGUAACAUACGCGGAAGACAUCGUAAUCGCCACGUCUGUGGUCAGAGAACACAGAGAUCUAUAAACACAGGACCAUCGGAAACACCAGCCUAUCAAUUAAUCCCCGAAUGCACUCUUGGUUCGAGUCACAUCUUCCCAGCUCCCCCAAGUCGAAAUGCAGUCAGAUUCGACGAGAUGGGAGCCCAGCCAGGAUCAGUGUCCUCGGAAAAGAAGCAUACCACGAUGUCGUGCGGCUGCAGUCAGACUAUUCCACGGAGAACCUCGAAAUUAAAAGUCGUCGUUCAUAAAACAACGAAUACCAGUUCUUCGAUGAUCCCGAAUUCUCCUAAACUAACUAGUCUGUCCAUACCCUGCAAGCCUAGCCACCUAAUUGUCCGCCUAUUCGAGGCAGACCCGUCGUUAUCGGACUCUUGCUUGAUCUUGAUGAAGAGAAAGUUCGAGAACAGCAUUCGUAACGCGUGUUCCUGCCUAAACGACAUCCUGAAGAGGCUAGACGACGCUGCGAUCAAAGAGCUGCGUCUAGGCUGCGAGAUACGAAGUGGUCGCAUCGAUUUGAACCUUCGACGUCCAAGAACGUCCAAGAAUCGAUUAUUCCUGGCUCGUCUUCCGACCUGUCGCACACUUCACAAACGUGACGCGCAUCGCAGGGCUGUUGACGAGUGCUCGCAGGUCCAGAGUAGCGAGUUUCUUCUCUCGAAAGACUCUGAGGUCUCCGUUUACUGCAAGGAUGCAGCAAGGAUCGACGAGAAAGAUGGCGAGGGAGAGAAGCAACACGUCACUUUCUACUCACCGUGUUCGAAUAACAGCUUGACGGAAGAGUCAGAAAGGAAAGAGAGGAGAGAGAAAGAUUCUUAUGUGAGGAUGAUGAGUCGGAAAGAAGUCGACUUCCUGUGGUCUAGGAAAGUGGUGGAACGAGGAAGGAAGGAAGUUGACUUCGUACUGCCUCCUUGUGUCACCAGGGUCCAGGAAAAGGAGAAUUCGGGGGUGUCUGGUGACGAGGAAAGCACCCAGGACGAAGAGGGUUGUAAGUUUGGAAACUCUGUUGCUUUUCUUGGAAGAAAAGAAGAGCAAGGCAGAGGAUGUCGAGAACCUUGUCAAACCGAACAAGUUGGUAAUCAAUCUCACGAAGAGGCUUGCGAUUGUGUCUUCAGGAACCCACACUUUUCUCUCGAAACAAGAGAAGUGGAAGAACCCUGUCAUCAUCGACCAUUUUAUAUUCAAUUGCCCAAGGAGGUUCGAGACUCCAGAAAGUCACACUUUUCUCUUCAAACAAGAGAACGCCAAGGUAGAGAAUUGGAAGAACCCGGUCACCAUCAAUCAUUCGAGUUCCAAUUGCACAAGGACGUCUGUAGCGCCAGGAACCCACUUUCUCUUGAAAGAAGAGAAGAAGAAUACACACGACUGGCAGAACUUCGUACAAUCGAUCGCGAUGACACAAAGGAAACAUGCGUGAAUCAAGCGAAUGCAGAUGUGAAAGCAGAGUCCUCUGAUUCGAACUGUGGUUGUUGCACCGACAGUCUGAAGGAGGACUCGCCCAAAGAGGUCUGCAGCCCCCAGCAAUGUUUCUGCUACGUUUUUUGUGCAGAUAACACGGAACUGGGAGGAAACAGCGAAGGGGCUGAUGGCGAGGAGCUGGAAAAUUUGGAAGUAAGUCGAGUGGAGAGCGCUCGUUAUUGUCGUUCGAGAGAAGACACGUCCAAGUCGAACGGGGAAGAUAUUUUGAAAGCGAGGGGUGUUUUUCAGACAGAGAGCAGCGUUCAGAUGAAAGGAGACGUCUUGGAAACAACCUCUAGAUUAGAAAGGAACAGUUUUCGAGAGAAUGAGUUGCAAACGAAAGAUGAUGAUUUGGUAAAAAAAAACAUUUCGGAAAAACACGAAGAAUAUAGUUUCGAUUCUGUUUGUCCCUCGACUUCCAAUAUUACCGAUACCAAAUGUUCCUGCUGCGGCAAAGAGCUUUCAGACUCGGAAGUCAUCGACAGUGAACCUGAAAAUUUCAUUGGUGUCAAGUCCAACAAAACUGUCCCUAAUAUUAAUGGCCUCGACGCGUCGAGUUUACGUUUGGAAGAGAAGAAAGAAGAGGAUUCGAAGUUUCAGGCUUCAACCUGUACACCGUCGAGUGCUAACGUGGAUGGAGUAUCGAAUCGUGGACCUCUCAGAACGUUUGUGUUGAAAGGUUCUCCAGGGAAACGUCCAGAAAUUGACGAUGGCAAUCGAAGAGCCGUGUCUACGUCCAGGGUGAAUACAGAACCGCUCACGCGUCGAUCGGACCCUUCCAGCGACAGGGAGAGCUACUCCGAACGAUUACCUUCACCGAAACUGAAGUCGAAGCACUCCACGCGCUUCCGGGCACGGCAGCCAUCGUGUUCCACGAAGAAUCUGAGGGGAUUCGACGUCAAGACCAAAGAAGACACCGUGGGAGAUCGUAAAUCGAAGGAAGAGAACGAUCUACCCGCCUUUUCCCGAUGCAGGAGUCGUUUCUGGAGGGGUUCGAUCGUUCCUGGGAAUCUGUGGUCCUUUCCAACGGCGUCCAUCGAUCGAAUGAAGCACCUGAUUCGCAAGAAGCUCCGCAGACUUUUGCUGGAGGAACGGGACAAGGGGACCAGCACGUCCAAGACGUUUCUGAAGAACGAGAGGUAUCUCGUAAGUAUUUCCAGUGGGAAGCUGAGCGAGGCUCGAAGGAGCUGUCCAGCUGACUCGUGCUCAAAUCGAUGUCCCUUCACGGCGAGAAACAGAGCCAGAAUGGACGAACCAGUGGAGACCUUCGCUGAAAGUGAAGGAAGGAAGAAGGGAAGGAAGAACGACGUUGAGGAAGACAGUGUCGAGAAACGAUGUCAGAGAAUCGACGUUCAGGGCGAUAAUGCUAAUAAGAUCAGGAUCUCUGACGCCUUGAGGCACUUGGGCCAAAAGCGUGAUUGCAGAUCGAGCGAUAGACGUGCAUCGAUCAACGAAAGGACAGCGUCUGCGGUAGCUGAACCAAGGACGAGGAUUAGGAAGGCCUUUGGUGGUAAUGGCUCCUCUGGGAGACGUUCCUUGGGAUCGACACAGCUACUAUUCGCUAAAGAUGAUACGAGACGAUGUUCUGGCGAUGUCAGCUCGCAGCAAAUGGCGGAUGGGAGGUUUAGGAGGCAAUUCAAUGGAGAUUUCGAUUUUAAACGGAGCUCGAGGAGACCUAGGGACUACUGUGGAUGCGAGGGGAUAAAUAGAAAUGCGUCGUGCAACGCGGAAGAUGGAUUGCGCUUCGACGAAUUAGGAUCGUUCGAGAAACGUUUGUUGUACUGUAGAGGAAAUCGUGACGAGGAUUUCGCGGAGUUUCUGGUCGAUUACGAGCGAUGCAUGAGCGACCUCAGCGCAGACUUCAGGGCGAAAUUGUUGCAAUACGUCGCUCUUUGUAAAAGCGUGAAAGACUCGUUGAUAAAGAGGCUACGGUCAGAUGACGUUUCCGAGGUCAGCUCGAGCUCCGUAUAACAAAGAUCGAUCGAUGACACACAUCGAUUACUCGAUUUUUAACACGAUGCACACGUAAUUCCUAUAGUAAGCAGAUACUUUAAAAAGGAUCUCUUAAGAAACAGGAAUAUUUGUUGGAAGAACU